AUGGAGGUGGCCGAUGAGGUAUCGGUGGUGGGGGACUCCCGCCAUAUGGCUGAGCUGAAGUUACAGAAGAGACAACAGCCUAGCAGUGGAAUAAGGAGUGAGGUCGAGCAGUAUAUGGUGGCCGCAAAAGUGGAGGCCGGAAAGUUUGAGAUCACGGAGUCGGUUCAACGUGAAGAAAACAGUGGCCACAAUAUGAGGGAUAUUGAUAUAAACCAACCCGCGCCUGAGGCAGUGGAAGAGCCCAUAAAUAAUGACAUGGUAAAAGAAGGGACGAAGCCAAAAAAGCUUCGUCUCUCUCCGGCGCAAGCCUUGCUGCUGGAAGAAGCAUUCAAAAAGAACCCUAUCCUCGAAUCCACGGAGAAAGAGGAGUUGGCCGCAAAGUUAGACAUUUUGCCCCGCCAAGUGGAGGUCUGGUAUCAGAACCACAAGGUCAGAAUGAAGGCGAGGCAGAUGGAGACGGAAAAUGCUUGCCUGAAGCAACAGUGUCAGCUAUUGAUCGAAGAGAACAUAAGGCUCCGUCGCGAGAUCGAGAGGCUACGAGCCCUUGAGAUGCCUCCACCCAACUCUACCGUCACCAUGUGCCUUGGCGCUGGCUCCGUCGCACCCAUGCCCGGUGCUAGCAACACCAACCUCCAACCGCAGCCUCCCUCAACUAAAUAG
Elaeis guineensis (African oil palm) is the source of this 660-nucleotide messenger RNA. Lineage: Eukaryota; Viridiplantae; Streptophyta; Magnoliopsida; Arecales; Arecaceae. The record is from RefSeq and is a predicted model, not a curated record.